AUGACUCACAGUAAACAGAACUCAUUACUGUUAGCCAAUCAACUGCGUAGACACAGUUAUUCGUCAGAACGUAAUAAAGGGGAAUAUUUACAUGAAAUUGACAUUUCAUUACUUAAUUCUGUUUUGUUACCACCUUGUGAAAUUUUCACGGAAUCUAAUGCAAUUUCAUUUAUCGAAAAGUAUCAUAAAAUAAAACCAGUUAAAUAUAAGGCAUUUGUCCUUCCAGAUAGAUUUGUUCUGCAUAACAAGAAUCGCAGGCUAAAUACCUACCCAAAACCAUGUAUUAUAUAUUCUGAAGUGAAAUAUAUUUUCACCUCACCAAGCAUAUCAACCCCUGGCUGUUUUGUGUUAUGCAUUGAUUCAUGUACUGACAAACAACGUCGUUAUGAGUUGUACAAAAUAAAAGAUUCAACAUCCCACGACUUCUUUAUAGAUUUUUUAAAAUGUGUUAUGGGAGUUAAGGCUCGCCUAUAUUUUAACAUUAUCAAUAGUUAUUAUCAUCAACGUCAUUCCAUUACAUAUAAGUCAAAAACUUCAAACUCUGAUAGAACAUCAAGUUCUUCACAAGAUGAAUCAGAAUCUUUAUUCAAUUACGAGUCAUCAAGUUCAAAUCCUUCGUUUAGUCAAUUAAAACGAAAAUAUAAAUAA
Messenger RNA from Schistosoma spindalis, 648 nucleotides. The record is from the annotation of a GenBank genome assembly. NCBI's taxonomy places the organism in Eukaryota, Metazoa, Platyhelminthes, Trematoda, Strigeidida, Schistosomatidae.